This is a messenger RNA of Amoebophrya sp. A120, 309 nucleotides long. The record is from the annotation of a GenBank genome assembly. NCBI's taxonomy places the organism in Eukaryota, Dinophyceae, Syndiniales, Amoebophryaceae.
AUGAUCCUGCACGAGGAUCAUCUUCAUCACGGACGGAGGCGGAGCAUCGAACCUCCUUCGCCGCCGGCAGCUCCGCGGGCGAUGACACUAGCCGCGCACCAGAUGAGCGACGUGGUCCGUUCGUCACUGAAGAUGACGUUCUCGAAAAGCGGGAGCUUUGCAAGGCCGUGCAGAAAAAGGAGGUGCUGUGGUACUUUGCGACCUUUGCCAAAGAGUACCAGAAACGCUUCAUGGCCGGGCUGGUCGGCUUGGGCGGAGAGGACGUCGAGGAGAAAUGGAAUGCAUCUUCCUGCGACCACAGCCAACUGA